AUGGCCACCUCAUCCGCCUCGUCGGCUUCGGAAAGGAAUUUCAUCAGUAUGCAACAAAUGGCCAUGCCAUCGUUCGCCGUAACCUCCCCUCCAUCGCACGGCGGCACCUUAUCAGCGCUCCAUGCUCGUCAUUCUCAAAGAUUGCACAAGAGGCGCGUUCACAGCCAAGUCAGGGCAGUGGCACAAACACAGCUGCAGUACCAGAAACUGGGAGAUUCUGAUCUGUUUAUCAGUGAGGUCACUCUUGGGACGAUGACUUUUGGCGAGCAAAACACAGAGAAGGAAGCACAUGAUAUUAUCGCUUAUUCUUUCGAUCAAGGCAUCAAUAUCCUAGACACAGCGGAAAUUUACCCAGUUCCAGUCAACAAGGAAACUCAAGGGAGAACUGAUCUUUAUAUUGGCAGGUGGAUGCAAUCAAAACCACGAGACAAGAUAAUUUUAGCCACCAAAGUUGCUGGUUAUUCUGAGAGGUCUGCAUUUCUUCGUGACAACGCAGAAGUGGUGCGUGUUGAUGCUGCCAAUAUCAAAGAAAGUGUUGAAAAGAGCCUUAAACGCUUGUCUACAGAUUACAUUGAUUUGCUUCAGAUACACUGGCCAGAUAGAUAUGUGGCACUAUUUGGUGAAUUUAGUUAUAAUCCAACCAAAUGGAGGCCAAGCAUCCCUUUUGAGGAACAAUUGAAGGCUUUCCAGGAGCUAAUUGACGAAGGAAAGGUAACAGCCAUGUUCGCUAUAUCGGUGUUUCGAAUGAGACCUCAUAUGGACUUAUGGAGUAAUGGAGUUUGUGCAUGCUGCAAAGACUCAAGGCCUUCCAAAGAUCUGUUUCCUCUCGCCGCUUGGGCUAAGAAGAAGAUCGACAAAAUCAGGAGAUCUUUCUUGUGGAAGGGGGAGGAGAAUGCAAAUGGCGGGCACUGCCUAGUUAACUGGCAGACAGUUACCAGACCAAAAGACCUUGGCGGUUUAGGCGUCCCUGACCUGGAGAGAUUUGAGCGAGCUCUCCGGUUGCGAUGGCUUUGGCAAGAAUGGGUGGAUGAUUCCAAGCCUUGGAGCGGCUCGGAGCUCCCAUGUUCUGAUGAUGACCACCUCCUCUUCAACUCCUCAAUCAUUAUAUCUUUGGGAGAUGGUGCAAAGACAAAGUUUUGGCACCACAGUUGGCUCGAUGGACAGGCUCCUAAGUAUCUAGCCCCGAACUUGUUCCGGCUAGUCUCAAGGACAAACCAAACGGUGCAAAAAGAGCUACGGAAUAACAAUUGGAUGCAUAAGCUAGGGAGGAAAAUCACCUCGGCUACCCACAUAGAGGAGUUUGUAUCCCUUUGGAUACGAAUACAGGAUGUGCACCUACAGCAGGGCGUCCAGGACACCAUCUCCUGGCGUUGGACCAAUGAUGGGAAUUUCUCCACCCGCUUGGCAUACAGAAUCCAAUUCAGAGUUGAUCUUGUUGAAGUUUGCCACCCAAAUAACUGCAAUGUUGGACUGCUUGCCUACUCCCCAUUGGCUGGUGGGGUUCUCACUGGGAAGUAUCUUGAUGAAGCAACAUUAGAAUAUGUAAAGCUUGCCAAGAAGCAUGGGCUAACUCCAGUCCAGCUUGCCCUUGGCUUUGUGCGUGACCGUCCAUUCACUGCUAGCUCCAUCAUUGGAGCAACCACUAUGGACCAGUUGAAGGAGAACAUUGACGCGUUUACCAGCACUCCACGGCCUCUACCACAAGAAGUUCUUGACGGCAUUGAGGAUCUUUUCAAGAGAUAUAAAGAUCCGGCAUUCCUCUAG
Molecule: messenger RNA, 1764 nt
Organism: Miscanthus lutarioriparius
Lineage: Eukaryota; Viridiplantae; Streptophyta; Magnoliopsida; Poales; Poaceae
Source: the annotation of a GenBank genome assembly